CUGAAAUGAAAUGUAUGAGGGCAGCGGCGAGUUGGGACACGUCUUUGGAGAGACAAGGUGCAGGAGAGGGCUCACCGUGACUUCAUGUUUUCAUCCCUCCACUGAAGGAGAUCCACAGACUUGUCGGCCGGUUUUACCGUCUCUGUGAGUCGGCGGAGGAGUCUCGGUGACUCCCGGUCUCUCGCUCAUCGGACAGCCUGCCGUCCGUCCAUCCAAUGUGCGUAAAAGGUUUCCAUUUCCUCACCGUCCUGGCUGGACUCGCAGCUUCAGGUGUGCUGCAGGUCAGCGGGAUGCGUAUAUACACAUCUGGGGAAGUCGAGGCGGUCAAUGGGACAGAUGUUCGUCUGAAAUGCACGUUUGAGAGUUCGUCUCCCAUCAACAUCAACCUGGUCGUCAUCUCCUGGACGUUCAGGCCCCUCGGACCCGGCCGAGAAGAGUCGGUGUUCCACUUCCAGCAGCGGCCGUAUCCGCCUGUAGAGGGCAUCUUCAGGAAGCGAAUCGUUUGGGCUGGUGAUGUCAUGGGCCGUGACGCCUCGAUCAUAAUUCGCGAGGUGAAGUUCACCUACAACGGCACUUACAUCUGCCAGGUUAAGAACCCGCCGGAUGUCCACGGCAGCGUUGGACAGAUAAAACUCCGUGUCGUCACAACAGCUUCUUUCUCCGAACUCCUCCUUCUGGCGCUGGCCAUCGGGGGCGGCAUCGCUGUGGUGGUCAUCCUCCUCAUCAUCAUCGUGUCCUGCAGAAGGUGCAAGAAGAGGAGACAGAGACAGAUGGAGGGGAACGAAGAGGCUCCCCGCAAAGAAAGAAAAGACCCCACUGUGUGCCACCCGUCGAAGGCCAUCCACCUCUACCUAUCAGAGACGUCUAUAGAGAUUGACAGUUCAGACGGCAUGAUUUCAGACCCCAGCACCCCGAGCUCGAGCUCCUCAGAGGACGAGGGCCCCAGCUCAGAUGAUGACGACGAUGGUGACGACUCUGACUGAAGAGGUGGGAUCAGAACAGAGAGAUGGAAACACUGAAGCGAAGUCACCCAGGGAUCUUGCUGAAGGGAAGCCCAGACGGCACCUGUGGAUCCUGCUGAGUGGAGGCUGGAUGAAGAAAGAGCUGCUGCUGAGACGAAGGCAACCGCAUUGUUCAAGAAUGUGAGGAAAAGUUUGAAACUUUCCAAACAAGAGCAAAGAGAUUACAACAGUGCCUCUGAUGAAGAGCUGGACCAAAAGUACAGUAACUUUACUUUUCAGAGAGUCCAGAAAUAUUCAUAUGAGGGAAGAAAUGCUGAAUGAGAGCCUCUGCAAUCCUGAACCUGGCUUAGUGACUUUUCUGAAGGGAAAAAGGGGUCAGUAGUUGUCUCUUGGUUUAGACAUGAGUCUUGUAAAGUAUAGGAAGUCAAUGCUAAAAUCAGCAGCAGCAAGCGAUUCCAUUGACGUUAUUGGCCUGUAUCUACAUAGAAUAAAGACAGCGUUUUCUGCCAUGAUGAGCCAUACACAUAUUUUUACAUAUCUAAGGGUGCCUACAGCUUUUUAAAACUCUUUUCUUGUUAGCUUCUCUGGGAUCAUCUGUCAUACAACAGCUAUGUUUUACAGCUGAAAGUCAUUAUGAACAACGUAGGUCUUGCAUUUCAAUCAUUGUGCACGUCAUCGUGAUAACUGCCUGUCCGUGAGUACUUCCAUCCUGCACAUGUAGGCCGAGGUGCUUACACUAUGUCACAUCAGAUUACUUUGACCAAAAAAGAAGUCUAAAUGUGAUGUUGCUGCCAUUUAGUCUGAAGGCCAAAUACUUGAUCAGUGAGCAAACAACUGCAUGCUGGCACCUGCCCUGAAUGUCGUGUGGGAGCAACACAGUCAGAUCUGAAAACCCUUUGAUUGCAAAAUGUCCUUGAGAGCCUGUUUUUCUCUCCUGUGAAUGCAUCACGUCUACUAACAAAUGACCAUACUGCUGUCUUUCGUCCUUGCAUGACAGACUUUUUACCUGUGUUUUAAUAUUGAGCAGUAUGUUUAUAGACUUUUUGUGUUUUCUAGUUUUCUAGGUAAUGCCAGAAAUAUUUCAUCAUGUUGUUUAAAAAUGUCACCGUAUAUGUAUUUGUUAUAGAGCUUUUAUAAAAGAAAAACAUUUUCUAAUAAAAAUGCCUUUAAACCUCUA
Amphiprion ocellaris (clown anemonefish) is the source of this 2139-nucleotide messenger RNA. RefSeq names its product myelin protein zero-like protein 2. Bases 216 to 983 code for a protein of 255 amino acids. The record is from RefSeq and is a predicted model, not a curated record. NCBI's taxonomy places the organism in Eukaryota, Metazoa, Chordata, Actinopteri, Pomacentridae. The transcript is spliced from 5 exons. Gene Ontology annotation, biological process: cell-cell adhesion. Gene Ontology annotation, cellular component: membrane.